UCCCACACAGCACCGAGAGAACCUCUGCUUGCUCUCUACAAAAUGGGAAAGAUCACCUUCUACGAGGACCGGGGCUUCCAGGGCCGCUGCUACGAAUGCACCAGCGACUGCCCCAACCUGCAGCCCUUCUUCAGCCGCUGCAACUCCAUCCGGGUGGACAGUGGCUGCUGGAUGCUCUAUGAGCGCCCCAACUACCAGGGCCACCAGUACUUCCUGCGGCGCGGCGAGUACCCCGACUACCAGCAGUGGAUGGGCCUCAGCGACUCCAUCCGCUCCUGCCGCCUCAUCCCCCCCCACUCCGGCACUCACAGAAUGAGGAUCUACGAGAGAGAGGACUUCAGAGGACAAAUGUCAGAGAUCACAGAGGACUGUCUCUCUCUUCAGGACCACUUCCGCUUUACUGAAGUCCACUCCCUCAACGUGCUGGAGGGCUGCUGGAUCCUCUACGAGAUGCCCAACUACAGGGGGAGGCAGUACCUGCUGCGGCCGGGGGAGUACAGGAGAUAUCUCGACUGGGGGGCUACAAAUGCCAAAGUUGGCUCUUUCAGACGAGUCACAGAUUUUUACUGAAGUAUUUAUAUUCUCUGCUUCUCUCCUUUAAAAUGUAAUAAAAUAUUUUAGCUUGUGUUUCUGGCA
Molecule: messenger RNA, 636 nt
Organism: Propithecus coquereli (Coquerel's sifaka)
Lineage: Eukaryota; Metazoa; Chordata; Mammalia; Primates; Indriidae
Gene: CRYGB
Product: crystallin, gamma B
Exons: 3
Coding region: 43-570 (175 amino acids)
Biological process (GO): lens development in camera-type eye; visual perception
Molecular function (GO): structural constituent of eye lens
Source: RefSeq, a predicted model, not a curated record